Brugia pahangi is the source of this 267-nucleotide messenger RNA. NCBI's taxonomy places the organism in Eukaryota, Metazoa, Nematoda, Chromadorea, Rhabditida, Onchocercidae. The record is from the annotation of a GenBank genome assembly.
AUGAAUGAUAUGCGACAGCUCGUAAAAGGUGAAAUUAGCGAAGAUGAACUAGAUGUUGAACAAGGAUUCCAACAGCUGGCGGUAGGAACAAUGAUUGAAAAUUUCACAAAGAUAUUACUGGACAAUGAAAAAGUUGAUUAUGCUGACGUUAACGUAGAAAUGCGCUUGAAAGAUAUCAGAUAUAAUUCAAGAAAACAGAAUAACCAUUUCUUCUCAUAUAGAUCGAAAGGGUUAGACGAACGUGGUGGUCGAAUUAUGCGUAAUUGA